AUGAAGUUGGUGAAAAGAUCGAGAUAUCUGCUCGUGAACACGGCCGCGAACAUCACCUGCGAUCGACCCGAGAUACCGGCUACAGAGCGCGUCUUCCACAUUUUUAUCGCGAGGAUAAAUAUCGCGAUCAGAUGCGCCAAAUCCGCGGUCAGUCGAAAGAUAUUCAUACUGCCAAAAAGACCCGCGUUAUCGGAAUUCGGUACCCUGAAAAGCUCAAACGGCUCAAAAGCAGAAGUGGAGCAGAAGGCAUACACGUGCAAAACGUCUAUCAAAAAACUAACGACUGAACAUAAAGCGGUAAGAGCACGCCCAUCAGAACAACGCACAAUAACCGCACAACAAUACCACUGCUAA
Anisakis simplex (herring worm) is the source of this 354-nucleotide messenger RNA. The record is from the annotation of a GenBank genome assembly. Lineage: Eukaryota; Metazoa; Nematoda; Chromadorea; Rhabditida; Anisakidae.